Molecule: messenger RNA, 3554 nt
Organism: Ochotona curzoniae (black-lipped pika)
Lineage: Eukaryota; Metazoa; Chordata; Mammalia; Lagomorpha; Ochotonidae
Product: zinc finger protein 33B-like
Exons: 3
Coding region: 126-2438 (770 amino acids)
Biological process (GO): negative regulation of transcription by RNA polymerase II
Molecular function (GO): DNA-binding transcription repressor activity, RNA polymerase II-specific
Source: RefSeq, a predicted model, not a curated record
AUUCCUAUUAGGAUUUCUCUUUCCUCCCCAUAAUAUAAAGCAAGUGAAACAUUCUGUAAACAACGAUCGUUGUUAAGAAUUAAUUCCAUACGCUUUUCCCUGUCUUCCAGUUUUGCAUAUUUCAGAUGGAACACACAUGCAAGGGAGCAGUAUCAUUUAAGGAUGUGAUGGUAGGAUUUACCCCGGAGGAGUGGCAGCACCUGGAUUCCAGUCAGCGGUCUCUGUAUAGAGAUGUGAUGCUGGAGAACUACAGCCACCUUGUCUCAGUGGGGUUUUGUGUUUACAAACCAGAAGUGAUCCUCAGGUUGGAGCAGGGAGAAGAGCCGUGGACACUGGAGGAAGAAUUCUCCGACCAGACCCUCCCAGAAAUUUGGAAGGCUGAUCAACUAAAUGGAGGAAGCCAGGAAAGCCAGUUGAAACAUAUUUGGGAAGGUGCAAUCCUCAGCAACAAAACAUUGACUAAGGAACAAAGUAGUGUAACAGAAAAACCAUUGAACUUGGGUGUGAAUAAUGUUCCUUCUAAAAGAAUACUUUGUGAACAUAACUCAGGCGGAAUGAAUUUUAGUAACAGUUCAGAACUGGUUAUCAGUAAGAAAAACUAUUUAGGAAAAAAGCCCGAGGAACUUAAUGCCCGUGGAAAAUGUCUACUCAAAAUUGAGCAAGAAAAAACCCAAGCUAAACAGAAAAGUGAGCCUUUCAAAAGUGGGGAAACUAACAACCAUCAUGAAGACCCAGCUCAACAUGAGAAGAUUCAAACUUUUCAACACAGGAUACCUCAGGAAACUUGCCUUGAAGAGGAAAUAGCCAAUACACACAGGAGGGAGAUUACAGAAGAAAAUGAUUGUGAAUUACAACAAUGUCAGGAAACUUCGUGUGAUAAUUCAUGCGUGUUGCUGCAUCAAGUACUCCCUUUAAAGGAAAAUCACUGUGAACUAAGAAACUGUCAGAAAUCCUUAGGUUCAAAGUCUAACCCAUUGAAACAAGGGACACAAAUGAGACACUAUGAAUAUAAUGAAAGUGGGAAUACUUUCAGGAAGAAGUUGUCUUUCUCACAACUUCGAAGACUUCGUAAAGGAGAGAAACACUUUGAGUGUAACGAAUGCGGGAAAGCUUUCUGGGAGAAGUCCCACCUUACUCGACAUCAGAGAAUGCACACAGGAGAGAAACCUUUUCAGUGUACUGAAUGUGGAAGAGCUUUCUGGGAGAAGUCAAACCUCACUAAACAUGUGAGAUCACACACAGGGGAGAAACCUUUCAAGUGCAACGAAUGUGGGAAAGCCUUUGGCCACAGGUCAGCCCUCACAUUACACCAAAGAACACAUACUGGGGAGAAACCCUAUGAGUGUAAUGUAUGUGGGAAGACGUUUUAUCAGAAGUCGGACCUUACCAAACAUCAGAGAACACACACAGGACUCAAGCCCUAUGAAUGCUAUGAUUGUGGGAAAUCCUUCUGUAUGAAUUCACACCUUAUGGUACAUCAGAGAACUCACACAGGUGAGAAACCUUUUGAAUGUCCAGAGUGUGGGAAAUCCUUUUGUCAAAAGUCACAUCUUACACAGCAUCAGAGAACUCACAUAGGGGAUAAACCUUAUGGAUGUGAUGCUUGUGGGAAAACAUUCUACCACAAGUCAGUACUCACUCGCCAUCAAAUAAUUCAUACGGGAUUGAAACCUUAUGAAUGUUUUGAAUGUGGGAAAACCUUCUGCCUGAAGUCAGACUUGACAGUACAUCAGAGAAUUCACACAGGUGAGAAACCCUUUGCAUGUCCUGAAUGUGGGAAAUUCUUCAGUCAUAAGUCAACCCUCUCUCAACAUUAUAGGACACAUACAGGAGAGAAACCUUAUGAAUGUCAUGAAUGUGGAAAAAUCUUUUACAAUAAAUCAUACCUAACUAAACAUAAUAGAACCCAUACAGGGGAGAAACCCUACGAAUGCAGUGAAUGUGGGAAAACCUUUUGCCAGAAGUCACAGCUCACUCAGCAUCAGAGAACUCACACAGAGGAAAAACCUUAUGAAUGUAAUGAAUGUGGAAAAGCUUUUUGCCAUAAGUCAGCUCUAAUUGUACAUCAGAGAACGCACACACAAGAGAAACCCUAUAAAUGUAAUGACUGUGGAAAAUCUUUCUGUGUCAAGUCAGGGCUUAUUUUACAUCAGAGAAAACACACAGGGGAGAAACCCUAUGAAUGCGGUGUGUGUGGGAAAUCAUUUAGUCACAAAUCAUCCCUCACAGUGCAUCACAGGGCUCACACAGGAGAGAAAUCUUGUCAGUGUAACGAAUGUGGGAAGGUCUUUUACCGUAAGUCAGACCUUGCUAAACAUCGGAGAUCACAUACAGGGGAGAAGCCCUAUGAGUGUGACAUAUGUAGAAAAACUUUCUCUCAGAAAUCAAAUCUCAUUGUACAUCAGAGAACACACGCAGGAGAAAAAUCCUGUGAGUGAGAUUGAUGUUAGAAAUGGUGUAACCUCCACUUCAUGACAUAGUAUUCACCUACUAACAGAAGUUCUAUUAUGAUCUUGAAUGUUCACAAACUUUUAUCUAAAGGCUGGCAUUAUUCAACAACAUUGAUAGGAGAUUAACUCAUUUGCAGUUGUUAAGUGACAUCCCAGUACUGGCAUUGGCUCUUAGAGAUUACUGGCAUUUGUGAAGGGUUUCAGCAAAAGCUGCAAAUUAGUUUCAGUAGUAAUAUGGGGACAAAGGGGAAAUUGUAAGAGAUACAAAUUGAAGAUUUUUCUUAGAAGUACUAAAAUAUUACAAGUUUUAUGAUAUGAUUGUUUUGAAAUCAUUGGAGAUUAUACAUGUACAUUUGGAACCAUGAAGCUUUAGAAACUUAAAACUAUUUAAUCACGAGAAGGUGCAGUAAGGCUGUGGAGACCUCAUGUGCCUGUCAUCAAGUUAUUUGUGAUGAUAAACUCUUACAUGACCGUCAUAUAUUAAGAAAUUGAUGAUAACUAGAUAAGAGUUUAAUUCAAAAUUUACUGUUUUAACUAUUCACUACAAUUACUAGAUGUUGCCACUUCCUAAUUUUAGUAUCCAUUAGCACAAUUAAGGUUACAGAAAAAGGAAGCCUUUAAUCUAUAGCACAUCUGUGUUAUGCAGCAAUGAUGAUUUAUUUAUUUAAAAAAUUACUUACUUUAAGAUUUACACAUAGAGAGAAAGAGGCAAAGUUAUUCCAUACUCUGGUUCACUCCCCAAAUGGCCAGAACAGCUAGAGCUGGAUCAGACCAAAGCUCGGACCCUGGAGUUUCUUCAGAAUCUCUUGCCUAGGUACUUGGCACCCAAGUACUUGGACCUUCUGCCACUGGUUUCUUGGACACAUUAGCAGAGAGCUGGAUUGAAAGUGGAGCAACUAACACUUAAAUAGGUGUGAUAUGGGAUGGCAGCAUUGCAGCUUGCAGCGUUACCUGCUGCUCCACAAUGCUGGCUCUGGAAUCAAGAUUCAACUUUGAGAAGUCCCCUUGUGUUAAUCAUGACACUCUCUCUGUUAUCCUGAAUCUGGUGGAAUAACCAAGGUUAAUGGGAUCUGAUUUAUCCAUAAAAUAUUCUGUGCAUUAGGA